AUGCGCAAGGGCUUCCUCGUCUCCGGCUCCUCGCCCAAGACGCCCGCCGCCGGCUCGUCGGCCGCGGCACCGAUGGGCAGCGACAGCCCCGACGUGCUGCGUGCGCUGCAGUUCAUGCUCGAGUGCGGCGAGUUUGCCGACAGCGACGCCGGCCGUGCACUCGAGGCCAUGGCGCGCACCCGCCUCGCCGCCGCGCCCGCGCCGCCGCCGCCCCUGCCCGCCGACAUGCGUCCGCCGCCCAACGAGGGCAUCGCCGUCGGCGACCACAACUACAGCCGCGAGGCGCAGACGGCGCGUGCGCUCGCGGCGCAGAAGCUCAUCAGCAGCGUCUUUGGCAGCGCCGUCACGCUCACCGACGCCGCCGCCGCACCGCCGCAGCCGUCGUCGGCGCACCAGCCGCACAGGCACGGUCCCGGCAACGACCACUCCCUGGACAGUCUCUCGGUGCGCAACGGCCACCUGCUGAGCGAGGUCUGCUUUGGCUGCCCGUGCGCCGAGUGUGUGCCGCCCAUGCUCAACGCCACGCGCGACUACGGCGAGGUGUCGCCCAUCGGCCGCGUCAGCCGUGCGCCGCUGGCCAACGAGAGCAUCUGGUGCGUGCGGCCGCCCGAGCGCGCCGGCGGACCCAUCAUCCUGGAGCGCCGCCGCAACGAGAAGCACGAGGUCGAGGACACCAUCGAGACGCCGUACUCGCGCCGCGUCGAGGACGCGAUCAAGACCAUCUCCAGCGGCGGCCGCGGCCCCGCAGUCGCCGGCGCGCAGGCCAUCAUCCAGGCGCACAUCACCGACGCAAUCGAUGAGCGCGAGCGCAAGAGGGCCGAGGAGAAGGCGCAGCGUCCGGCAGCCGCCAAGGGCAAGGCUAGCGCGAGCAGCGCUUCGUCGACGCCCUCACGCGCAGCCAAGCGCUUUGUCGCACGCGACGACCCGGCGCUCGCCGUCUACGGUGGAUUCGAGGGCGGCGAAAGCGUGUACGGCACGUUCAAAGGCGAGGACGUGCUGCAUGCGCCCGUCGGCCAUCGUCCGCCGGCCGGCCAGCCUUACUGCGCGCGGCACGUGCUCGCACUGCACGCCAUGCAGAGCAAAGAGCUCGAGGCCAUGUCGCAGGAGAUGGCCGAGACGAUGCGCAUCGGCAAGAAGGCGGGCCCCGAUCCGCUGAACCAUGCGCGCGUGAAGGCGCUUAGAGUCGACGACCCCGGCUUCCCGGCCGGCUCGAAGGACUACUGGAUCAUCGUCGUCGACCCGCAUGACUCCUUUGACGACCUGGGCGGCUGGCGCACGCUCGCCUUCAACGAGAGCAAGGGCAAGUGGGUGCUGCACUCGACGGCCGAGCCUCCCGUAGAGAUCACGGUGGACGCGGCCUUUCAGCGCGCUCUUGACACGUUUGCGGCGAAUGUCGAGUGCGUCGACGAGAUCCUGGCCAUGCGCACCAUCUGCGACCGCCUCGCGCUGGCGGUGCUCUCUGCGCGCAUCCCGCCGCGCAAGAACAAGGAGCUGCAGUGGCACGCGCCCGACUUUGCCUCGGCCAGCCCGCUCGGCGAGAUGCACUUCCAGCUCACGGCGCACACAUAUGACACGGCCGCCGUCAUCGCCACACGCAUGGACACGGGCGUUUCCACGGUCCAUUACCAUUCAAUUGCGCAAAUUAACGACAUUCGAAGGACGAAGUACCGCAUCGGGCAGAGCGCCACGCUGCGCAGCCAGUACAACGAGCGCCUCCUCGCCGCGCUCGGCCCGCCGAUCGCCGACGGCGCCGUCUGCGGCUGCAAGCGCUGCCGGCUCGAGGCCAAGAAGGACGAGGAGAGCAACAAGACGACGCCGGCGGCUGCGUCGGCGGGCAAGUCCACGGCCAAGCCCGAGACUAAGCCGGACGCGCCCUCGACCGCGUCGGCCUGGGUCACCGCAGCGCGGGUGAAGCUGGACGCAAUGCCGAAGGAGCAGAAGUCCGCGCACACGAAGGCUCUGAUCGAGCAAUAUGCCCUUGACGACAACAUCUCGCUGGAGAGCCGUAAGCUGCUUGAGGGCGACGGCCUGCCCGGUCUGCCGACCAGCCUGAGCGACAUGGACGACCUCAAGAAGUCGGCUGCGGCGCGCGGCAUAUUGGCCGCCAUCGCCGCGGCCAGGGCGGCCGAGAGGAAGCAUGAAGCGCCUGACGCAGCCGCUCCCGGCAAGUCGGCCGCCGAGAAGCGUGAGCCGCCUGACGCAGCCGCGUCCGCCGCCUCGGCCGCGUCGGCCACGAGGUCGCUGCCAGAUCUCUCGACGUGGGCCACAGCGAUGCACGAGGAGCUCGACAAGCUGCCUGAGGGCGACCGCCUCGCAGCGUAUCGCGAGUUCAUGUUCACGUCGGAGCCGCGGCCUGGCAUGGCCGAGUCGAUGAACUACCUGGCGCGCAAGCAGAAGCUCGGCCUGCCUGAGCUGUACCCCGGUAAGGAAUACGAGCAUGACAGUCCGCUCGGCGAGUCCGGCGUCACGCCAACCGAGAAGGACGUCGUGGCCAGCCUCCUCGCUCUAGGAGCUAUGGCAGACCACCCGCCGAAGUCUGAUCGAGCCAGCGCGUGGGCCGCCGGAGCGCACAGCUUCCUCGCCGGUCUGCCGGCCAAGGACCGAGACGCGGCGUACCGCGCCAAGAUUGAGUCGCUCAUGCCGGACACCCAGGCCCGCGAGUGCUUCCAUCUCCUCACGCAGAAGCUGGGCAUGGGCCUGCCGGACCUGUUCCCGGGAAAGGUGUUCGAGGAGGGCGCCGUCGACGCUGCGCUGGCCGCCUCGCCUUGGGGCUCUGACGCCGCGAUGCGCGAGCACCUCAAGAACAACCCGCCGGCCGACCUGAGCACGCUUGCUCAGCCCGGCAGCUCCAACAAGGACGCAGCCGCCGCCUCGAGCGCGCCUGCCGCAAAGCCGCGCCGCAGACUCAAGAAGGGCAAGGCGCCCGCCGGCAAGGCUGCGCCGAGCGCGAAGCAGCGUGCCGCUGCAGCGAUACCCGCGUUCAGCGCGCGCUUCGUCUCGAACACGGACGGCGUGCCUGCCAAGUACAAGCUGUGGGUCGAGGAGAUGCGCGCCGAGCUCGACUUCCUGCGCGAGGACGACCGCCUUGCGUACUUCCAGCAGCGUGCGCAUGCCAAGUUCCCGGACCCGGCCGAGGCGGCCCGCUUCAACAACGCGUCGAUGAAGGGCGGCUGGGGCCUGCCUGAUUUGUUCGGCGAUCCUGAUGAGAUCCUCGACUCGUGCUCGGACGAGGGCAACGAGAGCAGCGGGAGCGACGGCCUCUACUACGGAACCGGCCGCGCGCCGGCGCCCAAGCACUCCUCCAGCGGUGCUGCCAAGACGAAGACGCCUGCGCCCGCGCCCAAGCUGGAGGCUCGCACCGAGAGCAGCGCAAGUGCCAAGAGCAAGGCCAAGAUGAGCGAACGGAAGCAGUUCGGAGACAAGCUAGCGAUCAGCGGCGACUUCGAUGCUGCGGAGUUCCUCAAGGUCAUCGGUCUUGUGCCUCCGACGCGCACGCCCGAGACGCAGUCCGACAGCAGCGGCACCAGCACGGCGCCGCGCAGCAAUGAGCCUAAGCGCAAGGCUGCCGCUCUUUCCGAGACGGAGGUCAAGUCGGCCGAGCCCGCUCCGGACGCCGGGCGCAAGCUCCCCGAGCCUCAGAAGGAGCAGACUGCUAAGAUUGUGGUUUGCAUUCCGGAGGACAAGUCGGGCGACGUAGACGGCGAUGCAGACAGCGACGCUCCCGAUCCUCUGCUCGCUGCCAUCGAGGCCGGCGAGUAUGACGGCGCCCUGAUGGCCGCUCUCACGUUUCCUGGCGCCGCCGCGAGGCCCGCCGCCGGCCCCGCGCACCCCGAGCUGAACGUGGAGCGCGACGCUGCGGUCGUGGCUGCUGCCUUUGCCAGCGAGAGCCCAGAAGCCCAGAUGGCAUACUACAGCACUCCGGUGCACGAGCUCGGCGAGGCGAUCGUUCCUCUGAAGCCAGGCGUGGCCGGAAACUUCACGAGCUACUUCAAGGCGGCGCAGGCUAGCUUUGCCGCCAAGUUCGGCAAGAAGCCGAGCGCCCCUGCGCCGAAGGCGGCGCCCUCGUCGCCGUCUGACGACACGCCCAGCAGCCCCACCGCUUCAGCGCAGGGCAGCACGGCGGCCGACUCGCAGUCAGCCGCCUCCGGCACCGUUGCGCACGCUGAAGGCACUGCGUCGCCGCCCAGCACACAGCCACCUGCCGGCGGCACUACCGAGCCGGCCGAGAACACGGCUGCACCCGCUUCGCCGGCAAGCCAGCCGGCCGCUGCUGCUAGCACCACCGAGCAGGCGGCGCCUUCGACGCCUCCGCGCACCGCGCAUCUCAAGCAGCAGUACGAGUCGUGGGCGAGCGGCGCAGCGUCGUUCACGAGCGCAUCGCCCGCGGCCAUGUCGCCCGCCGCGACCUUCUCGCCUGUGUCGGCGGUUACUGCGUCGGCGGCCUCCUCGGCGCAGAAGAGCGACGCCACCGCCUUCACCUCGCCGCCUACGUCGCCGUCGCCGGCCCUAGUCCGCAAGCGCUCAUCGGCAAUGAUGCGCCAGACGGACGCUGGUCCGCUGCCGGUGCGUGGCAUGCCGCGCGCCUUCCGUCCUCUGCGCGCGCCGCACGCGGAGGCUACCAGCAAGCUCGAAGGCCAGAGUGCGCCUUCUGAGACGCAGGACAAGGCCACCGCCGGUGCUGCGAGCAGCAGCACGUCGAGCGCAGCGGCUUCUGCUGUGCCUGCGGCGUCUAGCAAGGCCGCGACCGAGGCAGAGCUGCGCGCCGAGAUGGCGGACCUGGCCGAGCGCAUGGCGCGCCUGAUGCCCGGCCCCAAGGCGCACAACCUCGAGCGCCUCACCAACCCGAACCUGCCCGACCGCGGCCAGCCGUUCUCGUCGCGCCGCUUCUGA
Molecule: messenger RNA, 4890 nt
Organism: Tilletiopsis washingtonensis
Lineage: Eukaryota; Fungi; Basidiomycota; Exobasidiomycetes; Entylomatales
Exons: 2
Coding region: 1-4890 (1629 amino acids)
Source: RefSeq, a predicted model, not a curated record